AGAGUGCAGGCCCGGAGUGCAAGCCUGGAGUGCAGAAUGCAACUCCAAAAUGCAGGCCCAGAGUGCAGAAUGCAGGCCCAGAACGCAGCUCCAGAGUGUAGAAUGCAGCCUGUGAGUGCACAGUGCAAUCCCAGAGUAUAGAAUGCAGCCCUAGAAUGCAAGCCCAGAGUGCAAGCCUAGAGCGGAGCAUGCAAGCCCAGAGUGCAGCCCCAGAAUGCAGAAUAUCGCAGCCGGGCGGCACUGGGGAGAGCGGAAAAAGCACGUUCAUUAAGCAAAUGCGCAUCAUUCAUGGCUCAGGCUACUCUGAAGAGGACAAAAAAGGUUUUACCAAGCUGGUAUAUCAAAACAUCUUCACUGCCAUGCAGUCCAUGAUCAGGGCCAUGGAAACCCUGAAGAUUCUGUACAAAUAUGAACAGAACAAGGCCAACGCAGUCCUGAUCCGGGAAGUGGAUGUAGAAAAGGUCAUGACGUUUGAGCAGCCCUACGUAAGUGCAAUUAAAACCUUGUGGAAUGACCCUGGAAUACAAGAGUGUUAUGACAGAAGAAGAGAAUAUCAGCUUUCUGAUUCAGCUAAAUACUAUCUGAGCGACGUGGAUCGUAUCGCUACUCCAGGAUAUCUACCAACUCAGCAAGAUGUGCUACGGGUUCGAGUUCCUACGACCGGUAUCAUAGAGUACCCCUUUGACCUAGAGAAUAUUAUCUUCAGAAUGGUGGAUGUUGGAGGUCAGAGAUCAGAACGGAGGAAGUGGAUCCAUUGCUUUGAAAAUGUGACUUCCAUCAUGUUUUUAGUAGCACUUAGUGAAUAUGACCAAGUUCUGGUGGAGUCUGAUAAUGAGAACCGGAUGGAAGAGAGUAAAGCCCUCUUCCGAACCAUUAUCACUUAUCCCUGGUUCCAAAACUCGUCGGUUAUCCUCUUCCUGAACAAGAAAGAUCUGUUGGAAGACAAGAUCCUGUAUUCCCACCUUGUUGACUAUUUCCCAGAGUUUGAUGGCCCGCAGAGGGACGCGCAGGCAGCCCGCGAGUUCAUCCUCAAGAUGUUUGUGGAUCUGAACCCCGACAGCGAUAAAAUCAUCUAUUCCCACUUCACCUGCGCCACGGACACGGAGAACAUCCGCUUCGUCUUCGCGGCCGUCAAGGACACCAUCCUGCAGCUCAACCUGAAGGAGUACAACCUGGUUUGACGCGCUCUGCUCCCGAAGCCUUUCGAGGGGCCCGGUUGUAAAAGGAAAGACAAAAAAGGAGAAAAAAAAAAAAAAAAAAAAAGUUUUAAACGUGACCGGGGAAAAACAAACAAACAAACAAACAAAAUGUUUUAAUUUUUGAUGAUAUAAUGAUUGCCAAUUUGUCUGAUCUGUGGAGUGGCAAGUGCUCGGUGUUACCCUGGAGUCUCAUGGCUCUGUCCACAGAGUAGCUGAUUUCAUAUUUUUAACAAAUUGCUUUUAUUUCACAGUUAAUGGGGAUAUGCCUCAUUCCUUCAGCACCUUGCUCACUUCUUAAUUGUUGCCAAGCAGCUCGGGCGGCCUCAUCUCAAGCUUUCUUUCGUUGCUUAGCCACUUGGUUUUGGUUUUUUUUUUUUUUAUUUCCCCUUUUCAUUCCCGUGGUGUCUGUAGAAAAAGAAACUUUCCAUCCGAGAUCGUGAAGUCACUGGACUGUGGGAGUGUGGAAUGCUACUGGUCCCUUUGCCUCGUGCCGUAGGGUGCCCCUGGUGUCAUUUGCUGACCCUGCUUGCUUCCCUUCCCUCCCCCCCCCCUCCCCUUCCCCAGGACACGCUCCAUGGUUCACUGUGACGAAACGUUGGGGAAGAACCAAGCGCUCUCCAAAAAAAAAAAAAAAAAAAAAAAAAAAAAAAAAAAAA
Molecule: messenger RNA, 1855 nt
Organism: Numida meleagris (helmeted guineafowl)
Lineage: Eukaryota; Metazoa; Chordata; Aves; Galliformes; Numididae
Product: guanine nucleotide-binding protein subunit alpha-11-like
Exons: 7
Coding region: 156-1181 (341 amino acids)
Biological process (GO): phospholipase C-activating dopamine receptor signaling pathway; adenylate cyclase-modulating G protein-coupled receptor signaling pathway; action potential
Cellular component (GO): heterotrimeric G-protein complex
Molecular function (GO): GTPase activity; G-protein beta/gamma-subunit complex binding; guanyl nucleotide binding
Source: RefSeq, a predicted model, not a curated record